Molecule: messenger RNA, 1076 nt
Organism: Carya illinoinensis
Lineage: Eukaryota; Viridiplantae; Streptophyta; Magnoliopsida; Fagales; Juglandaceae
Exons: 2
Coding region: 237-734 (165 amino acids)
Source: RefSeq, a predicted model, not a curated record
AUCUGAAAUUUCCGACCGUUAGCUCUUCAAUCCUAAUCCCGUCCUUAGCACUCUCGGACUCUCGCUCCCUCACUCUCACUCUCUCUACUCGGAUUUGAUCUGUGUUCGGCCACCCUUCUUGGACCGGAUCUGUCAUCUGUGCUUCAACUUUCUCUCCGUCUUAGGGUUUUCAAUGGAAACUUCUGAAAGGUUUUCAGAUCAAGGGUUGGAUUAAAUCACUGAGAAAAAAUACAAGCAUGGAAGGGGACUUUCGAAAGCCUCCUCUCACUUACAGUGCCAACGAGAUUGAUGCCUAUCAAAUCCUGCUCCAACUUCCUGUUUUAGUUUGUGAAACAUAUUCUCGCCUCAAUUGUUUCGGAGUCAAUUGGGGCUUUAAGAGGAGGGGAUCAAACCCACUUCCAACCUCUAUCAAAGACAAGGUUAGGGAUCCUGCAACCCAGGUUUCUUCCUCUCCCGGUGAAUUCCAAGAGAACUUGAAAAGGAAGAGGAAGCAUGGGGAUGUGAAGCAUGAAUCUGGAAGGAUGAAGGCUUUCAACUUGGGAUCGAAAGCAAUGAAGCAAGAUAAUCCCAUCAGUCCACUCGGAAUUCACAACAUCCCUUUUGACUUAUUGGCCCAAGAGUUUAAUCUGAAUGAGGCUAAUAGGAUUCUGGAUAAGACCAUGGCUGCUCAAGCGGGAAGGACAAGGCCAAGAACUCUGUCUGCCAGUAGACAAUGCUACCCAAUACUAACAUAAGAUGCUCGAUGAUUCUUCGUACAUUCAUCUGUAGUUUUUGUUCUCUAUCUUUUCUUCUUCCUAUUCAUCUAUCUGUACAUGGGCCCUGCAAUCCAGCUUUGUUCCUCAACCAGUCGAUUCCAAUAGAAGCUAACAGGGGUUGUAAAUGAUGGUUCUGAAGAAAUGGAGGCUUCCAAAUUAGUGUUGAAAGCAAGGAAACAAGAUAAUCACAUGGGAUUUAUUCCUUGUUCUUGAUCAGACUUCUUUGUCUAGAAAACGAUGCUAACAUUCCAUUUGGGUGGCGCAAGAAUGAGAUAUAUUGAGAUAUUUAAGGCCAAGAACUUAAUGGCUUGAUGGUUCUAA